Molecule: messenger RNA, 5223 nt
Organism: Volvox carteri f. nagariensis
Lineage: Eukaryota; Viridiplantae; Chlorophyta; Chlorophyceae; Chlamydomonadales; Volvocaceae
Exons: 11
Coding region: 1-5223 (1740 amino acids)
Molecular function (GO): protein binding
Source: RefSeq, a predicted model, not a curated record
AUGCAGAAUCAUCUAGGACAUGAGUACGGUUGCGAUAAAGAAGGCGAUGGUAACAGGGCUAUUGGCACACCAAUUAGCCUUGCGAUGAGCCCAGGAGUGCAUGCCGAGGCUAGCCAUCGCAGCACAGCAGUGGCCGUAUCCAACAGCACCCAUGCUCUGGUACCAAUUUUCACUUCAAGCCGACGCGCAACUCACUGCAGCGGUGUGACAAGUGUCGAGGGCCGGCCCCACAAGCAUCAUUCCAUUGCGGCAGGGGGAGUCCUAAGCACGGACACCCGCCGCAGGGCACCAUCUGAUGUUAUGGGACCUGACGCAGCGCGCUGCCGGCCGUCUCGCUCCAACGGCCCCGCGAGCAGCCACACCACCACCCGGCAACCCCGUCGCGGCGUCCAAUUCACAACGGACGACGGCGACGGCGGCAGAAACAACUCCGACACAGAUGGCGCCGACAGCGACGCCAGUGGCGAUGCCAGCAGCGCUGACGAAGGCCGCUUCUCCCGCGGACCCGGGCCCCGCAAAUCCCACAUCCUGGAGCUCCCAGCGCUUCCCGCCAGCGGCGCCACAAGCGCCGCCGCCAAGGGGCCCACCGCCAGCAGCGCCGGCCCGGCGGGCGUCACCCUGUCCUUCCUAGAAACCCUUCGAACCACCAGCCGCCCGGGAACUACGCUGUGGGACCUGUACUGGUCCCUCGUGCUGCCCGCCACACCAUCUGCCAUCGGGUUGAGCUUCUGGCCCUCCUUCAAUGCACCUGGGGCGCACGACACCUCGGGCGCUAGCCGCAGCCCCAGUCCGGGACCUAGCCCUGGAGCUGGAGCUGGUGGUGGAGGCAACGUAUCCGCUGCCGCGGCUGCCGGUCCGCCCGUCGCGUUGUGGCUUGACUUACUCGCGGUGAACUUUCACCCGCUUGCAUCAUCUGCGGGAACGGCAGCAGCCACGGCGGCGGCAGCAGCUGGCGGCUAUUAUGCAGGGGCAGCUGUAGCUGUGGUUGUGGCUGUGGUUGUGGUUGUGACGAUCGCUAUCGCUACCGUUAUCGCUGUGGCUGUAGCUGGCGCCGGGCUGAGGGAGCCCGCCGUCACGAUGGCGGCCUGGCAUGUACUGCGGGGCCGAGGUUGCGCGCAAGGCGGCGCAACGCUGGCGGUGGCAGCGCCGCCGGAGGUGGACUUGGCGUUGCUGCAGGCCGCCUUCCAAGGGCUCUCUGUGUCCGCAGCUCGGAGGCAGGAUGAAGAUGACGACGGUACGGCGGCGGCGGCGGCAGCAGGAUACGGCGCGGUUCUCCAUAGCGGCGUGGGGUUGGGCGGAGAGCCAUUAUCACCUUCCUCAGCGGCAGCUGCAGUAGCUCCUGCUGGCGGCAGCGGCGCGGCCGGUAAUCUCCCGUCGUCUUUCGCCUGCAAUUACGCCUCCCUAGACCGAGUUGCAAUGCGUGCAGUACGUGAAGGCGCCGCCAGCGGCGCCGCUGCAGCGGCAGCAGCGGCCGCGAUCUACGCCGCAGACCCGCUGCCUAGUCGUACCGUACGGGAAGGGCUGAUGGCCGCGGCGACGGCAGCGGCGAACACGCUCCUGUCUCGUCCUGUGGGUAUGAGCUCGGGAAGGCCGUCGUUACAGCUGCAGAUCGCGACGUCGUUGCCGCCAGCGCUGGCGGCGGCGGCGGUGGCGGCGUCUGGGAGCUCGGGGGCAUGCCCGUGCUCCAUGUCUGUGCAGCAGGCAGCGUCGCCGAGGAUGCAGGUGCACGCCGUACUACAGACUAGGUCCUUCAGCGUCAACGCGCUGGAGCCGCAGUCAUCCUUGUCGUACUCACCGUCGCCGCUGUCGGCCUCGCGUCCAUCGCUCCUGUCGUCGCCGUUGAAGUCGGGCCCGUCGGGGGGUGCGAGCUUUCCUGGCGGCACCCGUGCGCUGCAGCUUGCAGGGGAAAGCUGGUCGUCUACGACGGCGGCGGCGCUACUGCCGCCGACUGCUACUGCCGUCGCUGUCUCCUCCUCCGUGGGGCUAGCAUCGGCAGUAGCACAUAGCCUCCCGAGAGACGCGUCGGGCCGCUCGAUGUCCUUCAAUGCGCUGCCUUUGGCUCACAGCAAUGUAGGGUCCAACGACGACGCCAGCGGCAUUUCAGCAGCAGCUACAGGUAACACGGCCUGUGACCUGCAUCUUAAGGCCCUCGACGGCGGCGGAGGCGGAGGCAGCGGCCUAAAUCGUCGGGCUCGCGGGGGCAGUACAUUCAGCGGCGGGUGCGGCGGCGGUGGCGGCGGCGCUGACGUAGCGCGCAGCAGCUGGGCAGCGGCGGCCCUGGCAGCGGCGGCGCCGUACGAAAAUGCUGCGGGCGCUUCCGCUGCCGGUGAGGCGCCAGCGGCGCCUCGGCGGCCCCGAAACCUUAUUCCGCCGCUGGAGGUCCCAGUGCCGUCGUUGCCGUCACCGACGGCCCUUCCGCCAGCUCUGUCGCCGGCAUUCGGGGACCACCACGCCGUCGGCGGCGUUAACGGCAGUGGACGCAUGGUUCAGUUGCGCAGCAGCGCUGUUGCGCCCUGGGAGGCUUCCCCGCCACUUCCUACUCUGCCAGUUAGGGCCCCCUCCGGCAUCACGGGGACGGCAGUGGGGAGCGGCGGUCGUAUAACCAGUGGCGGAGGCGCAAGAGCACAUAGCAGCGGCGGGAGCGAUGACGCCGCCGCCGCCGCCGCCGCCACCCCGGCGGUCUCGGUGGCGGCGGCGCCGCCGGUGCUUCAACAGGCGUCGGGCCUUGCGUCCCUAACCCCCCGCGGCUGGAGUUCUUUGGAGAGCCAGGUGCCGUUGUCUCAGCCGCUGCCACGCCUGGCGCCGCUGCUGACGGUCAGCAGUGCGGCGACGCCGCUGGCGGCACUGCCAACAGCGGCGCCGACGGCGCCGCUGGCGCCGCUUACAGCGGCACUGACGUCGACCGCGGCGGUGGCGGCGUCGGCGCCCUUGCCGGCGCCGCUGCCGUACCAGGAUGCCGUGGCGGCUGACGCGGCGGCGGCAGCAGGCCUUAUGGCGACGCCCUUUGGCCGUAUCCGUAGGGGACAUAAUUUGCAGAAGGGCCAUGUAAAUCGUGGAACCACCGUGGCAGUCCGUACCUUCGCUGCUGGCGCCGGAUCAGAUUUGGAUCGAGAUUCAGAUUUUCCGUCGGAUGCCGAAUGCGAGUUGGAUCUGGAUUCGGGUUCCGAAGGACCUGCCACAGUCAUGGAAUCGCUCAGUAGCUUUUUAGGAGGACAAGCCCUCCCCGUCAGAGCUGACUGUGUAGAGAAAGGUCACUCUCCCCCAUCAGAUGCUGGUCAGCAGUCACGCAACGGCGGCAGUUGCGGCGUAGGAGGCGGUGGCAAGGCCUCUCUGGGCAUAUCGCCUAGCGCCGGCGGUGACGGCAGCGGCGCCGCUGCCACUGCCGCUGCUAUCGCCGCCGCCGCCGAACCCAGGCCGCUGCCGCCGGCUCCCGAUUCGCCCGCAUUGUACGGACUCGCGCCGUACAGGCCCCUUGCACCUGACCUCGCUCGCCUGGUCAGCACAGGCCGCCUGCUGGCGGCGUUGGGCCAGUCGGCAACGGCAUUGCGGGUCGUACGGCACGCGCUGGCGGCCGCCAGAUCUUUUCAUGGAUCCAACCACCCCGAUACAGCCCGUUGCGCAGCCGCUCUGGGCUGGCUGCUGAUUCACUGUCAGCAACAGCAAGAACAGCAACAGCAGCAAAAACCCCUGCGUCGCGGCAGCGGAGGCGGAGGCCGGCGAGGACGUUCCCCAUCACGGGCUGUCAGCUCCGUAGCGCCGUCGCCACCGCGUGUAGGCGCCACCGCCGCGUCGCCAGGCCGUAAGUAUCUCGGACUGGCGUCGCCGCCGGUGGCGCCGCUGACGUCAGGGUCUGCGGCGGGCGCUGCUGCGGCAGUCGGGGGCUCGCCGCUGGAGGAGGCUGAGCUAUUGCUCCGCAGUGCUUCCGCAGUAUUGGAGCGUUUCCUGGGGCACAACCAUCCGGAGACGCUGACGGCGCGUCAAGGCCUGGGGACGGUGCUCAUAGCCAUGGGCAGGCACGACGAGGCGAUUCCUCUGCUGCAGCGUGCCGCCACUGGUCGUGAAGCCCGGAGACGGCCACUCAGCGAAAUAGCUGUGGGGUCCGCUAUCGACCUGGCGACAUGUCUGGCGGCAACGGGACGAGACAAAGAGGCGCGGAAGCUGCUCCGGUCCAAAGCACGACGAGUGUAUUGGUGGAUUAGUGCAUGGCAGGGCAGGGCAGUGAUGGUGGUGGUCAUGGUGGUGGUCAUGGUGGUGGUCAUGGUGGUGGUCAUGGUGGUGGUCAUGGUGGUGGUCAUGGUGGUGGUGCUGGUGCUGGUGCUGGUGCUGGUGCUGGUGCUGGUGCUGGUGCUGGUGCUGGUGCUGGUGCUGGUGCUGGUGGCUCAGCUUGUACGGCUCCAGGAGGAUGAAGACGAGGCAGCGGCAGUGGUUGCCGCGGCGGCGAUGGCGGCGGCAGGUGGUGGCGGCGGCGGCGGUUGGGCCGCCACCUCCGCCAGUGCUACUGCCAGCAUCGGCAGCGCCGCCUCCUCCACGUCGGUCCCCACGGGCGCCGGCAGCAGCACCAGUACCACCACCGCCAGUGGCAACACCGGCGGCGGCGGCGGCGGCGGCGCCACCGCGAUGUCGUCGUUACUGUCCUCCUCAGCGUCGCUAUUCUCAGGCAGUCGUCCACAGUACGGAAAUGGCGGCGGCGGCGCCGAUGGCAGCGGAUCAGGCUGCGGCUCGCCUGUUGUCGCAACAAAUGGGACUGUCGUACACACAUCCUCCUUGUCAUCGACAUCGACACCGGCAGCGGCAGCGGCACCACAGCAACCGCACAGCAGUCUAAACCAGCCCAGUCCGCAGCCGCCGAUGCCGCGGGGGAUGACGCCGAGGAAGCGUGAGGAGCUCAAGGCCCGGUGUGCGCACCAGCUGGCUCAGCUCAAGGCGGCGUGUGGCAAGGCGCAUGCCGCGAGGAUAUUGUACCGCAGUGCCGUACAACGCUAUGCAACUGUGUACGGCAGCGGACACCCCAUCACCGCGGGCUGCAUGCUGAGCUUGGCGGCGCUCAACCAAAGUUUACGGGAGUACGGCGAAGCGCUAGAGCUGUACCGCACCGUACUGGAACUCUACGUGGAGAUGUACGGGCCGCACCACCCGGCGACUUCGCGGGUCAGCAAUCGGCUGGGAGAUCUAGAGGAGAUGAUUGAGGAAGCUACGGAGGCGGGGGAGCCGGAGUCUAUGUAG